Didymella exigua CBS 183.55 is the source of this 1933-nucleotide messenger RNA. RefSeq names its product NEDD8-activating enzyme E1 regulatory subunit. Gene Ontology annotation, molecular function: NEDD8 activating enzyme activity. Gene Ontology annotation, cellular component: cytoplasm. Gene Ontology annotation, biological process: protein neddylation. The record is from RefSeq and is a predicted model, not a curated record. The transcript has 5 exons. The coding region runs from base 27 to 1718 and encodes 563 amino acids. Lineage: Eukaryota; Fungi; Ascomycota; Dothideomycetes; Pleosporales; Didymellaceae.
AGCACACUCACGAUUGCAUACACAAGAUGGCGGAUCUACCUCCACCGUUGCAGGGGCCAACCGCAAAGGAGAAGAAGUACGACCGACAGCUGCGCCUGUGGGGAGCUACUGGGCAGCUUGCGCUUGAGAAAUCGCAUAUUCUGCUCAUCAACAACGGGCCCGGAGUCGUUGGUACCGAGAUGCUCAAGAAUCUCGUCCUGCCUGGUGUCGGCCAAUUCACCAUCCAAGACUCCGCUGUCGUCACCGAGGCAGACUUGGGGGUGAACUUCUUCCUUGAAGACCAGCAUCUUGGAGGCUUCCGUGCUGAGCACACCGCAAACCUCCUCAAAGAGCUGAACCCUGACGUUGAGGGCUACUCCAUUACAGAGCCUGUUGAAUCAUGGCUCGGCAAGCCAGACGCUCUCCAGCCGUACACGCUUAUCGUCGCCACUGCCCCGAUCCGUUCUGAGCUGCUCGCAAAGCUCUCUGAUCACGCAAGCGCAGCGCUGAUUCCGCUCUUCUACGUUCAUUCGGUCGGCUUCUACUCGCGCUUCUCGGUACACGUACCGCCUGCCUUCCCCAUCGUCGAUACACACCCAGACAUCGAGACCACUACAGAUCUACGAUUGCUGAAGCCAUGGCCUGAACUCAUCGAGUUUGCAGAGCAGAAGACUGCGAAUCUCGACAGCAUGAGCCCCGACGACCAUGGACACGUACCGUACCUCGCGGUGCUGUUACAUUACUUAGAAGAAUGGAAAAAGACAAACGAGGGCAAGGUACCACAGACCUACAAGGAGAAGAUAGAGUUCAGGACGAUUGUAUCACAGGCGGCGAGAACAGACACCCCUGAGGGUGGAGAGGAGAAUUUCGACGAGGCAGUCGCUGCUGUCCUGAAGUCACUGAACCCUCCAGAAGCCAGCAGCUCGGUCAAGGAGAUAUUUCUUGCUCCAGAAUGUGUCGCCAUCAAAGAAGAUUCACCUUCGUUUUGGGUGAUUGCAAAUGCUCUCGGACUUUUCUACACCAAGUACGGCGUACUUCCAGUGCCGGGGGCCGUGCCGGACAUGAAGGCUCGCUCGAAGGACUACAUUCAGCUUCAGAAUGUGUACAAGUCGAAGGCGAGAAAGGAUCUCGCGGAGGUGCUAGAGAGUGUCCGAUUUAUCGAACGCAAUGCCAACCGAAGCAUACCCAUCGAUGAGACGGACAUCGAGGCAUUCUGCAAGAACGCAGCACACAUCAAGCUGGUGCGUGGGCGGCCGUUUCAUGUAGUUCGGGCUGGGCAGAAGGUUCAGUGGGGCGACAGGGCAAGGUCUCUCGCACAAGAACUCACAUUUGAUGGUUCUUUGCUCCCACUGUACAUUGCGUUCCUGGCGUGGGACGAGUUCACCGCGACACACGACAAAAAUGCACUAGGUGGCGCACCGCAAGCCCCAGGUGAGACAGAUGCGGACACAGACGCCGAGAAGCUUACUGGCAUUGCCUACAAGUUCGUGGACGAUCUGAUCAAUGAAGCCAAGACCCAUGUCCAAGACCCAGAGUACUCAGCGAUCAAGACAAGGGUUGGAGAGUUCGCGCAGGAGUUCGCUCGUGCCGGUGGAGCUGAGCUACACAACAUUUCCGCUCUGACCGGUGGUAUCGUGUCGCAGGAAAUUAUCAAGGUCAUCACCGAGCAGUACAUCCCCGUUGACAACACAUGCGUCUUCGAUGGCGUCAAGAGCAAGAGCGCGGUUUUCAAGAUCUGAGAGCUCCGGUCAAGCCUAGGCUUACAUUUUCAUAAAUCUACGAACAAGAUCUCGCAGAGAUGGAACAACGAGUACCAGGGGACACCUGCAGCUAGAGACGACUCACAAGCUGAGCAGCUCUGAGACGUGUGUAGUACAUAGGUGGCAUGAUAGGUAUGACAAUACCGCAACGACGACAAUGACAACAAUGACAACAAUGACUAAACGAAAGCAUG